Molecule: messenger RNA, 2015 nt
Organism: Eucalyptus grandis
Lineage: Eukaryota; Viridiplantae; Streptophyta; Magnoliopsida; Myrtales; Myrtaceae
Product: probable protein S-acyltransferase 23
Exons: 13
Biological process (GO): protein palmitoylation
Cellular component (GO): Golgi membrane
Molecular function (GO): palmitoyltransferase activity; protein binding
Source: RefSeq, a predicted model, not a curated record
ACCAUCGAUUCCUUCAAUUCCCCCAUUCGAUCUUUUCACGCAGUGAUCGCAUGCCGCGACGCUCGUAAUGGCUUCGUCGGAGAUCGAAGUCACCGAGUCCCCCGGAGCGGUGACCGCCCAAGACCCUCCCGGCGAAGCGGCGGCGGCCGUCGUCGACGUGUUCUCCGCCUCCGCGUACGGCGAUUUGGAGCAACUGAGGAGGUUCGUGGAGCAAGGAGGCGCCUCCCUCUCGACCCCGACGCUAAUGGGUACUACGCUCUCCAGUGGGCCGCCCUCAACAACUUCGCCGACGUCGUCCAGUACAUCAUCGAGAAUGGAGGUAAUGUGAAUGCGACGGACAACUUGAAGCAGACCGCACUGCAUUGGGCUGCCGUUCGGGGAUCCGUUGCGGUUGCGGAUGUGCUUUUGCAAAAUGGAGCUUGGGUAGAGGCAGCUGAUAUAAAUGGGUAUCGGGCAGUUCAUGUUGCUGCCCAGUAUGGCCAGACAGCCUUCUUAAAUCACAUUGUUGGAAGGUAUCAUGCUGAUAAUGACGCACCAGAUAAUGAUGGAAGAAGUCCUCUUCAUUGGGCUGCAUAUAAAGGAUAUGCUGACACAAUCAGAUUACUUCUUUUUAGAGAAGCAUCCCAGGGGAGACAAGAUAAAGAAGGUUGUACCCCAUUGCACUGGGCUGCAUUAAGAGGAAAUGUUGAGGCAUGCACAGUGCUUGUCCAUGCAGGCACAAAGCAGGAGUUAAAGGUUAAAGAUAAUGCAGGAGUUACUCCAGCCCAACUUGCUUCAAAUAAAGGUCACUGGGCUGUCGCUAAUUUCCUUUCUAAUGCGGAGCGAGCAAUGAGCAAUCAUUGGACUGACAAAAUUCGAAGUGGGAAGUUUGGUGAUAGUGGUUAUGCUCCCAUUUUGUUGUGCAUUAUCAUUGGUUGUACCAUACUCUUCAUCAACUCAGUUCUUGCCGCACCCGAUCUCCCAAAGGUGACUGCAGCUGUUGGCCUUUGGGCAUGGACAGCUAUCUCACUGGCAGUUGGUUCACUGAUAAUGUUCUUCAGGUGUUGGAGCAAAGACCCAGGCUAUAUAAAGACACCAAGGGAGCUGGGCAAUCAUCAGGAUGAUGAGGAUCCUUUGCUGAGCAUUGAUGUUAACAAUUCCUCUCAAUGGACCGGAAAAUGGUCUCAGCUUUGCCCAACUUGCAAGAUUGUUCGACCUGUCCGCUCAAAACAUUGUCCUUCAUGUAAGCACUGUGUUGAACAGUUUGAUCAUCAUUGCCCUUGGAUAUCUAACUGUGUUGGGAAGAAGAACAAAUGGGACUUCUUUGUUUUGAUUUGUAUGGCCACAAUGACAUCAUUUCUUGGUGCUGCCGUUGCAGUUCAAAGGAUAUGGACUGCCACAGCCGCAUUUCCAACGGGCAAGUCAUGGAUUCAUUAUGUCAUGGUUCAACAUCCUGGAAUUGCUGUAUUUUUGCUUCUCGAUGGCAUUGUGUUGAUUGCUGUUACAACUUUGACAACUGCACAGGCAUCUCAGAUAGCCCGGAAUAUCACCACCAAUGAGCUAGCCAAUGCCAUCCGGUACGGGUACCUUCGUGGUCCAGAUGGGCGUUUCCAUAAUCCCUAUAACCAUGGGUGCCGGAAGAACUGUGCUGAUUUUCUUAUCCAUGGAUAUACUGAUGACAAUGAGAUUGCAUGGCCUUCAUUACCACAAGUUCAUAGUUAGCACCAUUCGGGGAGGACUUUGUGCGUGAUUAGUACAGAGUUCCCUGGGUCUCCUAAUUAUCUAUAUCAGCUGACACCCAGAUGUCACAACAGUUCUUUACGAUUCAGUUUGCGUGUACCUCUUUGAAUAGUUGUGGGAAGUUCACUCCAUGGUCCAUAGCUCAUAUCCAUGUACCGGAGAGGGUGUCCCUUCACUAACACCACAAACGGAUAUAGUUGAUCCUCCGGUUGCUGUACAUGUAUACAUGAAUUUGAUUGAUUAGGGUUGGCAAAGAAGUCACUGGAGUUUUCAGAUUGUGCAACUGAAUUUUACAA